Elgaria multicarinata webbii is the source of this 1752-nucleotide messenger RNA. RefSeq names its product queuine tRNA-ribosyltransferase catalytic subunit 1 (gene QTRT1). The record is from RefSeq and is a predicted model, not a curated record. The transcript has 10 exons. NCBI's taxonomy places the organism in Eukaryota, Metazoa, Chordata, Lepidosauria, Squamata, Anguidae. Gene Ontology annotation, cellular component: cytosol. The coding region runs from base 1 to 1257 and encodes 418 amino acids. Gene Ontology annotation, molecular function: tRNA-guanosine(34) queuine transglycosylase activity.
AUGGCGGCGGCAGCAGCGGCGGCCUUGUCGCUGCGCGUGGUGGCCGAAUGCGGGCGAAGCAAAGCCCGGGCUUGUGAGCUGCGGCUGCCGCACGGCACCGUGGCUUGCCCGGUCUUCAUGCCGGUUGGGACGCAGGGCACCAUGAAGGGCCUCACUGCCGCGCAGCUGGACGCGCUCGGAUGCCGCCUGUGCCUGGGCAACACCUACCACCUGGGCACGCGCCCCGGACCCGAGCUUAUCAAAAAAGCCGGUGGACUCCAUGGCUUUAUGAACUGGCCACGGAACCUGCUCACAGACAGUGGUGGGUUUCAGAUGGUCUCUCUGGUGAAGCUCUCUGAGGUGACUGAAGAGGGAGUACGCUUCUGUUCUCCUUACUACGAUGGCAAGGAGAUUCUGUUGACUCCAGAGAAAUCCAUUGAAAUACAGAACGCUCUUGGGUCUGACAUCAUGAUGCAGCUGGACGACGUGGUCAGCAGCACAGUUAGCGGCCCCCGUGUGGAAGAAGCCAUGUUCAGGUCCAUUCGCUGGCUGGACAGAUGCAUUGCAGCACACAACAAGCCCAGCCAGCAGAAUCUGUUUGCUAUUAUCCAGGGUGGGCUGGAUCCUGCCCUUCGAACCAAGUGUCUGGAAGAAAUGACUAAGCGAGACGUGCCGGGCUUUGCCAUUGGGGGCCUGAGCGGUGGUGAGGCCAAAGAUCACUUCUGGAGGAUGGUGUCCCUCAGUACAGAUCAUCUCCCCAGGAACAAGCCUCGCUACCUUAUGGGAGUCGGUUAUGCUACAGACCUGGUGGUGUGUGUGGCCUUGGGCUGUGACAUGUUUGACUGCGUUUUCCCCACAAGGACCGCUCGCUUUGGUUCAGCCUUAGUCCCGUGGGGUUCCCUGCAGCUGAAGAACAAGCAAUUUGCCAAGGACUUCCGGCCCAUUGAUGAGAACUGUGAUUGCCCCACCUGCCAGAGGUACAGCCGAGCUUUCUUGAAUGCUCUCUUCCGCCAUGACACUGCUGCUAUGCACCACGUUACGGUCCAUAAUAUUGCUUAUCAGCUGAACCUGAUGCGUUUGAUCCGGGAGAGCAUCAUUGAGCAGAGGUUUCCGCAGUUUGUUCAGGAUUUCAUGAAGACCAUGUAUGGAAACUCAGGCCGCUACCCACCGUGGGCCACAGAGGCCCUGGCCUCAGUUGGAAUUAACCUGACGGGUGCGGGAGAAGAUGGCUGGCAGAGUUGCCAGCGAGAACAGUGCAGCUUGGGGCUGUCCCAGUGAACAGCAAGAGGUGCCACGUGCUCCCUGACUCUAGGCCUCUCGCUAUGGUUGGUUGCCGCACUUCCACGACUGCCCCAGGUUUUCUUUCCAAAGCCAUUACUGGGGCAGCUGAAGCAGUGAAUACCAUUCUUUCCAAUGAAUUCUGGGAAGGAAUCUGAGGAGCUGCUUUUAUGUCCUCCCAUCACAGUGCUCGUAUCUCAUUGAGGAGUCUCCAUAGUUAAGAGUGGAGUGGACUUGAAAGCUCUUGGGUUUACCUCUUUAUUUUUAUAUUUUUAGUACGUGAAAAUGCCUUUUUUAAAUUCGUUGUUAAACUUUUAAAACUCAUUUACAUUUUCUAAAAAAAAAAAAGAAGAUUCUAGAUUCUCUGAAUCUAUUAAAAUGUGUCUAUGGGUCACGGGCAGACUGAACAGAGAUACCCAUACUCUGCAAAUUACCAGAGAAGCAAUUCUGAUUGUUAUUAUAUGCUCAAAGUAAAUAAAAAUAUACAAUUGAAAA